AGGAGUUGCUGGUGAAUCAGUGGCCUGUACGCCUGCCAGCGAGCUCCUGUGGCUCAGAUAUUACGAUUAUCUUUCCAAACAGAACAAGAAGUGAUUGAGCCACGGUUACACCAGAGGAAGGGCUCCCUGGGGCUGUGAUGUGAAGAGAGGAAUCACAGAUCAUAGAGCAAAGCCUGAGGCCGCACUGCUGGGAUGGCAGGGCAUGUAUGAAGUUUAAAGUGCACCCAGGAAGCAAGCCUUGCAUGGCGCACACGUCUAGUCACAGACUGUGACUCCAGCUGUUCAUGUCCUGUCCAGAACCAGGAGGGGCCAGGGGAAGAUGAGAGUUCCUACGCUCUGGCUCUUCUCCUUCUUCAUGAUCACCGAGGGCUGGAAUGGCUUUCUGGGGAGUGAUGAUGGCAUCAAAACAAAGCAAGAACUCAUUUUGAAUAAGGAAAAGCCUCUAGGUCCAUUCCAGGAAUACGAGCUGCUGCUUCAGGUGGCCUAUCGAGAUUCCAAGGAGAAAAGAGACGUGAAGAACUUUCUGAAGCUUUUGGAGGCUUACCCUCUUUUUUUACCUGGGCCGGUGAAGAUUAUCAGAGCAAAGGCCACCACGUACUGUGGCAUCCAGAACGGGGUCCUGCGCUGUGCCUGUGACGACGGCUACUCCUGGUUUCCCCCCUCGUGCCUUGAUCCCCAGAAAUGCUACCUUCACACGGAGGGAUCUCUCCAGAGCUGUGAUUGUCAUCUCAACAACCUCACCCAGAGCGUCCAUUUCUGUGAGAGAACAAAGGUUUGGGGUACUUUCAAAAUUAAUGAAAGAUUUACAAAAGACCUUUUGGAUUCAUCUUCUGCUCUAUACUCCAAAUACACCACUGGAAUUGAAAUUCAACUGAAAGAAGCGUACAAAAGUAUCCAAGGUUUUGAGUCAGUUCAAGUCACCCAGUUUCGAAAUGGAAGCAUCAUUGCUGGGUAUGAAGUUGUUGGUUCCAGCAACACAUCUGAACUGCUGUCAGGCAUUGAGCAGGCGGCGAAGAAGGCUAAGACAGGCCUGCAUCAGCUGUUUCCACUAGAAGACAACUCUUUCAGAGUGUUCGGAAAAGCCCAGUGUAACAGCAUAGUCUUUGGAUUUGGGUCUAAGAAUGAUAAGUAUACUCUUCCCUGUAGCAGCGGCUACUCCGGAAGCAUCACGGCCAGGUGCCAUCCCUCUGGGUGGCAUGUCCUCAGGGAGACAUGUGUGCUCUCUGAGCUGGAAGAACUAAAGAAGAAUUUCAGUGUGAUUGCCAGCAACGCCACUGAGGCAACCGUGUCAUCCUUGGUGCAGAAUCUGUCAAUGGUCAUUCAGGAAAACCCAUCAACCACAGCCGGGAAUCUGGCUUCUGUGGUGUCAAUUCUGGGCAAUAUCUCGUCCCUGUCCCUAGAAAGACACUUCAAUGUGUCCAUUUCGACAAUGGAGAAUGUCAUCAAUAUAUCUGACCACGUCCUUAAUUCUGCCUCGGUAACCAACUGGACGGUGUUACUUCAGAAAGAAAAGAAUGCCGGAUCCCAGUUACUAGCGUCACUGGAAAACAUCAGCGUUCUGGUCCCUUCGACAGCUCUGCCUCUGGAAUUUUCUCGAGAAUUCAUUAACUGGAAAGGGAUUCCAGCAUCCUCGAAUCAAAGCAAUUUGGGUUACAACUAUCAGACUGAAAUGUUCCCAGAAAAUACCUCCAUUCCCAUCAGAGGCCAUGCAUUAAUUAGGUCAGACCAAUUCCAGAAGCCCCUUCCAGAAACUAUCAUCAGCAUGACCUCUUUGACCCUGGGGAACGUUCUACCUGUUACCAAAAAUGGAAAUGCUCAGGUCAAUGGGCCCGUGAUAUCCAUGGUUAUCCCAAACUAUUCCAUCAAUGAAAUUUUCCUGACUUUUUCCAAGAUAGAAUCAAAUCUGAGCCAGCCUCAUUGUGUGUUUUGGGAUUUCAACCAUUCGCAGUGGAACGAUAAUGGCUGCCACCUAGUGAAUGAAACUCCAGACUCGGUGACGUGCCGCUGUACUCACCUGACCUCCUUCUCCAUGCUGAUGUCACCCUCUGUCCCCACUGCCAUCGUUCCCGUUGUGAAAUGGAUCACCUUUGUGGGACUGGGGGUCUCCAUCGGAAGUCUCAUCUUAUGCCUGACCAUCGAAGCUCUGUUUUGGAAGCAGGUCAACAAAAGCCAAACCUCACACACGCGUCACAUUUGUAUGGUGAACAUAGCCCUGUGCCUCCUGAUCGCAGACAUCUGGUUUAUUGUCGCUGCCACCGUGGACACCACGGCCAACCCUUCUGGAGUCUGCACAGCUGCAGUGUUCUUUACACACUUUUUCUACCUCUCCUUGUUCUUUUGGAUGCUUAUGCUAGGCUUCCUGCUGGCUUAUCGGGUUAUCCUCGUGUUCCACCACAUGGCCACGCCUUUGUUGGUGGCUGUCGGGUUCUGCCUGGGCUACGGGUGUCCUCUCAUUAUAUCCAUCAUCACCAUUGCGGUCACACAACCCAGCAACGGCUAUGAAAGGAAAGAUGUGUGUUGGCUUAACUGGUCCGAUGGGAGCAAACCUCUCUUGGCCUUUGCGGGUCCUGCCCUGACUAUUGUGGCUGUGAAUUUGGUGGUGGUCCUGCUAGUUCUCACGAAGCUCUGGAGGCCCGCUGUUGGAGAAAGGCUGACUCAGGACAGCAAGGCCACUGUCGUCCGCAUGGGCAGGAGCCUCCUCGUUCUGACCCCCCUGCUAGGGCUCACCUGGGGAUUUGGCAUAGGAACAAUGGUUGACAGCCGGAAUCUGGCCUGGCAUGUUAUUUUCGCAUCACUCAAUGCAUCCCAGGGCUUUUUCAUCUUAUGUUUUGGAAUGCUCUUGGAUAGUAAGCUGCGACAGCUGCUACUCAACAAGUUGUCUCCUUUAAGCUUUUGGAACCAAGCAUCAAAGCAAAACUCUUCAGAUUCAUCUGUCAAACCCAGAUUCGAAAAGACUUUCAACCCAUUCCAACACGAACGCAAAUAUGUACUUUCUUAUACUGGAGAGUCCUCAAACGACAUCAUGCUAACUCAGUUUUCAUCAUCUGAAUAAGGCCGGGAACCCUAAAAUCAAGAAAAAUUUUUUGGAGCAAAUUGACAUUAGAGCUAAAUGUCAGUGAAGAAAUGAUGUUCAAUAUUCAAUGGAUUUUUCUGAUUUCGGAGCCUGAGAAUAUAAUAAGGAACUCACAGCAGUUUCAUGACAGCCAUCUUUAUCUUCAAUUAAAUGGAGAGAUUUACUUCCAUGGGGUUUGAUUCAAAGGAAUUGCUUCAUAAAUGCAGAAGAUUAGGUUUUUGUCGGAAAUUAUGUCAGUUGUACUAGCCUCUCACUGCCACAAACUAUGGUUUCCUUUUUUCAUAAAAUAGCAUUAUUCAUGUGACAUUUCUAAUCAUCUGAAUUGGAGUAAGGAAAUGUCAUGAAAUCACUUUAGAUACAUUGAUGGACCAUGUUCACUUUCUUAUAAAAAAGUCACUGGUGAAACUUCCUAGAGAAAAGGCGUUUUCCUCCAAAAACUUCCAGUUGGAUUUUAUGCUUGUUUUUUAGGUACAGUCACUGAACUUUGAAAGUUAAUCAGAAACAAAAUGGAAGUGUCCAUUUCAGAUAGCUUCAUAGCCGUUACUUAGGAAGUAUAAUGCAGUAUUUUAUAUAUAUAUAAUGCAGUAUUUUUUCAGUUUACAAGGCACUUUCAUCUGGUCCCCCAUCCAAUGACGUGAGGUGUCCAGGCAGACCUAGUGCAGAGAUGAUGAAAUAGAGGCUUGGACAGGUGAAGUGACUUCCCAAAGUGAAGCCAGUAAAGGGCGCUUUUAGGACUUUUGGUUCCUAGUCCAUUUCUACAGCCUCAUAAAGUCUCCUAAAAAUCUGCUGUGGCAUUUUCAAAGCAAGUGUUGAUUUCUUUCAUUAACAAUUGCAAUGAUGAUGAUGAUGAUGGUGGUGGUAAGAAGUCAUAAAAGAAGAAACAACAUGUAGAGAGUGCUCACUGUGUCAGGCAUUAUUCUAAGUGCUUUGCAUCUAUUAACUCAUGUAAUCUUCACAAUGAGCUUGUGAAGGGGGAAUAAUAUUAUCCCUGUUUUACAGCUGCUGAAACUAAGGCACAGAGAGGUGAGAUGUGAGCAGGGCAAUGUGGAUGGCAAAUGGCUAUGCCAGGGUCGUAGUUAUGGAAGUUGAACUACAAUAAGAAGAGGGUUAUAUAAGUCAGCCUAGCAGGAUUGGAACUGCUAAUUUAAUUGUAAUUAGAAUCCUAGACUCCUUGGUCUGCAAGGGAGCUCAGGCAUCAUCUAGCUACUAUUUUACGAGUAGCCUUGAUGUCCUAAGUCUCAGCAGCCUGUGAUUACAAAAGUAAGUCAAGUCCACAUUUACUGCUAUCUGUAGGACUAUAUUAGUCAGCUCAGACUGCCAUAACGGAACACCACAGACCAGUGGUUUAGACAACAGAAAUUUAUUUUCUUAUGGUUCAGGAGUCCAGGAAGUCCAAGUUGAAGCUGCCAUCGGGCUUGUUUUCCAGUGAGACUGCUCUUCUGUCUUGUCUGUGUCCUCACAUGGCCUCUUCUCCAUGCACAUGCAAAUAGAGCUCUCUGGUGUCUCCUCCUCUUCUUAUAAGGACACCGAUCCUAUCAGAUUAGGGCC
Balaenoptera musculus (blue whale) is the source of this 4621-nucleotide messenger RNA. It is a transcript of the gene ADGRF1, whose product is annotated as adhesion G protein-coupled receptor F1. Bases 320 to 3052 code for a protein of 910 amino acids. NCBI's taxonomy places the organism in Eukaryota, Metazoa, Chordata, Mammalia, Artiodactyla, Balaenopteridae. Gene Ontology annotation, biological process: neuron projection development; synapse assembly; cell surface receptor signaling pathway. The record is from RefSeq and is a predicted model, not a curated record. Gene Ontology annotation, molecular function: G protein-coupled receptor activity. Gene Ontology annotation, cellular component: plasma membrane. The transcript has 16 exons.